AUGAGCUCGACUGCUCAAGAUCAACAAAACAUCUUCCUCAACCCGCCAACUAACGGCGUCAACAAUGACUUCACCCUAAAUCCCACAUAUGUUCAAGGUUCCACAAUCACGCUGCAAUGGCAGACGACGUACCCAGCGACCGACCUGGUUAUUUGGCAGAAUAAUAACCCAGACAGUCAGCUGUUGGCAGCCGACAUCACGACAACGAGCCUCAGCUGGACUGUAGGGACCGGGGAAAACCCGCCGUUCGACCUGAGCAAUGGCACCGUCUUUUUCUUCCAGAUGUACAAUUCGUCGACAACCACAUUUUUCAGCAGCCAUUAUUUCAACGUCAGCGAUCCGUCACUGGCUUCGGCCUCAGCUACAGCGUCCUCGAGCACCACAACAACAUCCCUCCCUGCUGCAAUUUCCUCGACGCAAGCACCGACUUCGUCGCAAGGCGGUAAUCCAUUGAAAACCUCGGCGAUCGCCACAUCAUCUGCGACGACCACGCCGACCUCAUCCGCAGAUUCCUCCUCCGGCCAUGGCGACAGCAGUAACAGCAAACUCGGGGAAGGCCUAGGACUCGGCAUCGGCGUGUGCGUGCUCCUGAUUGCGCUUGCCGGGCUGUUGUGGUACUUCUUCAGACGCCGCGGCAGAUCGCAACACGCGCCGAGCAAAACCGACCUGCUGCAACCCGAGACCACCUCUGUCUACCCCCAAGGCGGCGGCGCGGGCUACGAUCCUCGCCCCUCACCAUACCACAGAUACGAGCUUGGCUCAAAGGAGCCCUCGACACAAGCAGAACUGGACGGUGGCGGCACCAUGAAGGCCGUAUAA
Messenger RNA from Fonsecaea multimorphosa CBS 102226, 819 nucleotides. RefSeq lists its product as uncharacterized. The coding region runs from base 1 to 819 and encodes 272 amino acids. NCBI's taxonomy places the organism in Eukaryota, Fungi, Ascomycota, Eurotiomycetes, Chaetothyriales, Herpotrichiellaceae. The transcript is spliced from 2 exons. The record is from RefSeq and is a predicted model, not a curated record.